Molecule: messenger RNA, 990 nt
Organism: Rotaria socialis
Lineage: Eukaryota; Metazoa; Rotifera; Eurotatoria; Philodinida; Philodinidae
Source: the annotation of a GenBank genome assembly
AUGACAUCAUUAUCAGAUGAAAAUUUAAUCCCUUUAUUGGAUACUAUUUUGGAUGAAAUGAAUUUAUAUUUAUCAUUAUUUAUCUUCAUCUUUGGAAUAGUUGGAAAUAUAUUGAAUUGUCUAGUUUUAUCUCAACGAAUACUACGUUCGAAUCCGUGUGCAUUAUACUUCUUGAGUUCAUCUAUUGUCAAUCUUAUUUCUAUUGUAUUUGGUCUCACGACUAGAAUAAUGGCCAGUUGGCAUCUCGAUCCAACACAUACAAAUGAUUGGAUUUGUAAAUUUCGUGUUUAUAUCGUAUUUACUUCACGAAGUAUGUCGAUAUGGUUAAUUAUGUUAGCGACUGUGGAUCGAUGGUUAUUAUCAUCUCGUAAAGGUUCUCGUCGCAAUUUAAGUAAUUUAAAAAUAGCAAAAUUGGGCAUUUGCACAAGUUUUGUUCUAUCGAAUUGGUUUUAUAUUCAUAUGAUUUAUUGUUAUGAAGCUAAUAUUUUAGAUGCACCAUUAAAAUGCUACGGAAAAAAUACAGCAUGUCGUUUAGUAACUGAUUUAGUUUAUGGAUUAUUGACAAUUUUAAUUCCAUCAAUCGUAAUGAUGUCUUUUAGUAUUAUGAUUAUUUCUAAUAUUCAUCAUUUACGUGGUCGUAUAAAACGUGUAACUAUUUUAUCAAUAAGAGGUUCAUUACAACGAAGACAAAUGCGAUUAAGAAGCGCUGAUCAUCAUUUACUUCGUAUGCUUUUGAUAGAAGUUCUUCUUUUAGUUAUAUUUUGUCUACCGCAAGCUUUACACAAAUUUUAUAUUACAUUUAAGCCAAUAAAUUCAAAUAACAAUCGGCUAGUGGCACUGAAUCAUUUUUUGUAUAAUUUCGAUGUACUCCUUGCUUUUAUGGUUAAUGGUAUGCCAUUUUAUCUUUAUACAUUAGCAGGAAAAACGAUUUUUCGACGAGUUUUACUUGAACUUUUACGUAUGUUUCGUCGAAAAAUAAAACUUCAAUAG